AUGCAAUCGCCCAAAACCCCUUCCCACCGGAUCAGCUUCGCUUCCAGUUUCAACACUGAUAACAAAGACUACCGGCCCCCUGAGAUGGGUAACCUGGUGUCACGACAGCUCGAACCAGCUGCGACCCAACGGUUUGGGUUAAUGGACGAGUUUCUCGGCCUCGAGGAGCCAACAUGCUCCAAGUGCGCAAAGAUUGUCGCGUACAUCGAGGUCAUCCAGAGCAAAGGCGUGGUCACUUCAACUGACUACCCUGCCUUCGAGCUACACCGCAAUUUCAAGGAGCUGGAAGCGGAAUCUCUGGGCUGCGUAUGCUGCCGACUACUCCGGCAGGCACUGCUUCUUAACCAAAUCACCAUUGCCGGCGUUGCAAACCUACGGAAAUGUCAAGAUCCAAUUCUGAUCGAAUUGCGGAGUGGCAAGCAACUAGCUCUUCGAAUUUGCAUUCCGAACAUAAAGGACAGUACCGCGACAUUAUCAUGCGCAACGACACGCCCUCCACCGUGUCGACAGCUCGCUGUGAACGCACUCGACAAGAGCGUCUGUCAAACAGCAAGAGGAUGGCUGAAAGAGUGCCUCGGUCCUAAAUGGGAGCAGCCGAGCCUAGUACAAUCGAAUGCAAGUCAUCGACAAUGCGCGCAGCGUUUAACAUCUCGCAACCCUACAAGGUUACUUCACAUACUGCCUAGCCCGAACACCGAGCCGCUGGAGCAAAUAGAGGUACAGCUCGAACAAGGCCUAGAAAGCAGAGUGAACUACGUUGCCCUUAGCUACUCGUGGGGCCAAAACACGAAAACCAGCAAAAUUAUCCAAUCCGGUAAAACAACGAAACGGAAUUAUCAAUCACGCCAAAGGCCAUUUCCCUGCGCUGAAUUCCCGGCCACGAUCCGAGACGCCAUCGCCUUCACGAGCCGUAUCGGCGUGGAAUACAUUUGGAUCGAUUCCGUAUGUAUCAUUCAAAAGGUCGAUGGCGACCAGGGCGAUGGCAGCAAGGACUUGGAAAGAGAAAUGCCGAAGAUGCACGAGGUGUAUGGCAACGCGCUCUUCACCCUAGCCGUGUGUUCUAACGACAACGCUAAGUCCCGUAUGCUCGCAUUGCGGUCCGCCUGGCAAUACCGGAGGGAAACGUGCAAACUGAGCAACCAGUACCUCACGGUAAUCGAUCCGUCUCUGGACAAUAUCCGGGCCUCGUCACCGCUAUCGAAGCGCGGCUGGACGUUGCAGGAGGAACGCUUGUCGCCGCGUGUCCUGUACUGGACGGGACAAGGCAUGUACUGGAGUUGCAUACAGAUGCAGCGGAGCGAGGUGGAAGCGGAACAGAAAUCCGCCACCGUAUUGGAGCAAGGUGAAUCCACAUACACGGGCAACUACAAACAUCCGCAAAACUUCCUCUGGACCUGCUGGUCAGUGCCGUCUGGCGAUGCGCUGCAUAGAGCCUGGCUAGAUGUCGUUAAGUCAUAUUGCCGACGGCAGCUGGGUGAAGAGUCCGAUCGGUACCCUGCGAUUUCAGGCCUGGCAGCACGGUACCAGUACGCGCAGGCCGGCGACGAAUACCUAGCCGGGCUGUGGCGGAAGCAUUUUGCUGAGGAUCUGGCGUGGUGCGUCGUGGCUGGUCAAGCCAAGGACGAGGGACUAAGCCUGCGUAGCAAAGCGCCAUUGCCCUCGUGGUCGUGGGUUUCUCUUCCAUUCGGGACGAACAUCUUGAAUAACCUUGAUCGGCCGCUGAUCCCCGCUGAGGAUGGAGAUGGAGUUGAUAAGUUCAAACUAAUCCGGAUACUAGGCUCGCAAUCUUCCGAACGCGAGCAGUCAUCAAACCCGCAAUACCAGGACCUCAACGAAGCCAACCAGCGUGUCUUAGUAGGUAGCAAGGUUGAGAGGGUCAGAGUUCGUGGUCUCCUUCGCCCAUUCCUCAGGAACGACUCUAAGUUCCGACCAUGGUCGAAGGUGGCACUCAAUCAAAGCCGACGACAAUCACAAACACUGCCCCGAUUUACAUUCUCUUCCGCUCCUGAACAACCAGUCCACUCAAUAGAUCCGAAGAGCGGCUAUGUGAUGGCGUACGAAAGUGGCAAGAAGGAAACAGUCGGGCAGCUAGACUAUCGAACUGACGCGGAUCGGUUUGCGAGCGGGAAGCUGGAUAUGAUGUGUUUAGCGUUAGGCAGCGCGCAAUGCGACUCGAUGAUGUUGUUGGCUAGGAGUCAGCAGGAUGAUGGGAGCGAUAGUAGUAGGAUCGCGCAGGAUGAGUAUCGCCGGGUAGGUAUAUCAUAUGGGUUUCGGAAAGACUUCUUUGAUAAUACAAGGGCUGUAGAGGUGACACUUGUGUAGAUAGUUUAACGGAAAAGCGUCUGCGAUCGCGAAGUCUCUGUACGCUACUACGACAUCUAUUGGAGUCUUACUAAUAUUGACGCCAUACCGAUCUAAAGUAGAGGGUUACUCUCGAGGCCUAUUCAAUUUUUGCUAUUCUCUAAGUAUAAAGGCAAUAUAACGCAGAUUACGAACGAUUCCGACCUCCUUAGGAGUUGAAGUGGUACGUCCGUAGACACUUUCCGCUCUAUUCGAGGCUAAAGUUUGCUAAUAAUGAGCUUCUCGUAUGAUCUAGCAUGUGUUGAACUUCUCUAUUCUACCAUUCUUUCUUUCAGCUAGAAAUAGGGGCACAGGUUUGCAGCAUCUCAGCAGUAAUAAUCUGCUCGACCAGGGCAGAGAAUCCUCCACUAGAAAGGAGCCUGAGCUUCCAAGGCUUA
Molecule: messenger RNA, 2738 nt
Organism: Mytilinidion resinicola
Lineage: Eukaryota; Fungi; Ascomycota; Dothideomycetes; Mytilinidiales; Mytilinidiaceae
Product: HET-domain-containing protein
Exons: 1
Coding region: 1-2322 (773 amino acids)
Source: RefSeq, a predicted model, not a curated record